UCCUUUAAGAGCAGUGGUAUGUGGUCUCGGUAGCUGCUCCCAUUCAGUUUCAGUUUCUGGGUCACCUUCAAAGGUAGUCCCAUGUAGACCACAUAGCAGUAGCCCAAGCCGGAAAUAACCAGAGCAUGCACCACUCUGGCGAGACAGUCUGCGGGGAAGGAGGGUCUCAGCCUGUGUUCCAUAUGGAGCUGCUAGAGAGCUGCCCUGGACACAGAAUUGACCUGCACCUCCAUGGUCAGCUGGCCUGCCUUCACCUGCAACAGAAUUCCCUAAUACACCAAGGAUUUGAGACCCAUCAGCUAUCCUCACCUGGUUUAGCCGGCUGAUUGAAGCCAUUCCUUGGAUUAUGGCCUCUGUUGCAUUCUGACAGCUUCUGGAAGCCACAGUUCUCUUCCUCGAAACCAAAACAGGAUUCCCUUUCCUCCCACUCUGAAGAAGGAGAUGGAGAAGACAGUCAGAACUCCAGGGGAUGGGUCACCGUUCUCCCCCAUUAGGAAUAGAAAUUCAAAUGUGUGAAAUGUGGAAUAUUCUUCAUUGAAUGAGGAAACAUAGUUCACAUCAACAAACUCCAACAGGGGAGAAACCAUUUAAAGGUAUGGAGUGUGGGAAAAGUUUCACUGAUAGUGGAAAACUUAGAACAAAUCAGCAGACUCACAUGGGCAAGAAAGGAUUCCAGUGCAGGGAGUGUGGGAAGGACUUCAGUCAACAUGGGCACUUAAGUUUACAUCAACGGAUUCACACAGGGGAAAAACCUUUUAAAUGUCUGGAGUGUGGAAAGAGCUUCUAUCGGAGUGAUACACUUAGAAGACAUCAAUGGACUCACACGGGGGAGAAACCAUUUAAAUGCAUGGAUUGUGGAAAGAGCUACAGUCAGAAUGGACACUUAAGUUUACAUCAGCGGACUCACACAGGGGAGAAACCAUAUAAAUGUAUGGAGUGUGGAAAGAGCUUCAGUUUCAAUGGAAACCUUAGAACACAUCAAUGGACUCACACAGGGGAGAAACCACAUAAAUGUGUAGAGUGUGGAAAGAGCUUUACUGGUAAUGGAAACCUUAGAACACAUCAACGGAUUCACACAGGGGAGAAACCAUUUAAAUGCCAGGAGUGCGGAAAGAGCUUUAGUGACAAUGGACCCCUUAGAACACAUCAACGGAUUCACACAGGGGAGAAACCAUAUAAAUGUCUGGAUUGUGGAAAGAGCUUCAGUCAGAAUGGAGACCUUAGAAAACAUCAACGGACUCACACAGGGGAGAAACCAUUUAAAUGUAUGGAGUGUGGAAAAGGUUUCUGUCAGAAUGGAGAGCUUAAAUUACACCAGCGGAUUCACACAGGGGAGAAACCAUAUAAAUGUAUGGAGUGCGGAAAGAGCUUCACUCAGAGUGGAUACCUCAAUAAACAUCAACGGAUUCACACAGGGGAGAAACCAUAUAAAUGUAUGAAGUGCGGAAAGAGCUUCAGUUUCAAUGGAAACCUUAGAACACAUCAACGGAUUCACACAGGAGAGAAACCAUUUAAAUGCAUGGAGUGCAGAAAGUGCUUUACUGAUAAUGGAAACCUUAGAAGACAUCAACGGACUCAUACAGGUGAUAAACCAUUUAAAUGCCUGGAGUGUGGAAAGUGCUUCAGUCAGAAUGGAGACCUUAAAUUACACCAGCGAAUUCACACAGGGGAGAAACCAUUUAAAUGCAUGGAGUGCGGAAAGAGCUUUACUGAUAAUGGAAAGCUUAGAAGACAUCAACGGACUCAUACAGGUGAUAAACCAUUUAAAUGCCUGGAGUGUGGAAAAUGCUUCAGUCAGAAUGGAGACCUUAAGUUACACCAGCGGAUUCACACAGGGGAGAAACCAUAUAAAUCUAUGGAGUGCGGAAAGAGCUUUAGUGAUCAUGGAUGCCUUAGAAAACAUCAACUGAUUCACAAAGGGGAGAAACCAUUUAAAUGUAUGGAGUGUGGAAAGAGCUUCCGUCAGAGUGGACACCUCAAUAUACAUCAAUGGACUCACACAGGAGAGAAACCAUUUAAAUGUAUGGAGUGCGGAAAGAGCUUUAGCGAUAAUGGAAACCUUAGAGGACAUCAACGGACUCACACAGGGGAGAAACCAUUUAAAUGCAUGGGGUGCAGAAAGAGCUUCAGUCAGAAUGGAAAUCUUAGAAAACAUCAGCAGACACACAGGGGAGAAACUGUUUAAAUGUAUGGACUGUGGAAGGAGCUUCAGUCAGAGUGGAACCCUUGAUUUAUGUCAACAAACUCGCACAAAACACAAACCUUAUAAAUAUCAGGAAAGUAGAUAGAGGUUCAGUCCUGGUGGAAAUUCUAAAUCAACAGACUCACGGACAGGAAGAACUUUAGGAGUUGAAACCCUACAAACCAUCAACAAACUCAAAGAGGAGGGGCAGUUUAAAUAAAAAGAUUGCAAAAAGUGCUUUAUUUGCAAAGGAGUGUUUAAGGAACAUCCAGGGACUCUCACAUGGAAGAACCCAUUUAGAUGUAUGGAGUGUUGGAUGUCUUCCGCUCAGAGUCCACUCUUUUCUUCACAGAAAUGAACUCGGCAGGAAAUCAGUCUUUAAUACAUGUUGUGUAUGUGAAGUUCUGGUAUUUACGUGUAAAACUGUAUAGUAAUGAAAUAUUGAAGGCAAUGUCAAACAAUGUGAUUAUAAUCUAAGAUUUAAAGUACCUUUCGAUAGAGAAAGGGUGAGGGUUUAUCUGGAUUGCUGGUGGUCAGUGAGGAUUAGGGCUGGGCGAUAUAUUGUCCCAUACUGGUUUCUAGACCACAUCAUGAUAACCUUCCAAAAACAAUUGAUAUGGCAACACACCAAGAAUCACAGUGUGUGUUUCUGGGAUGCUCAUUUGCCUGGAAGCAGCCGGCAGAAAGCUUUUCUUUGUGAAGCCCCUGAAUAUGCUGAGUUGCUGACUUCCCUCCCAGACGACAGGAAGCGAAAGACACACAUCCUUUGCCCUGUGUCCUUCCAGCCUCUUUCCUCCCUUGCUCCCUUCUGCCGGAUUGUGUGCCUGACUUAGAUAUCCUGUGUGCUGUAUUUUUCUACUCCUGAAACUGGAUUUGCUCUCAGGAGCUAGGUUUUGUGCCUCACUGGGGACCCAGUGAGAACUGUAUGCUUUGAAAGCUCAGUAAACUAUUACUGAAGAAGUC
Messenger RNA from Podarcis raffonei (Aeolian wall lizard), 3145 nucleotides. Its product is annotated as zinc finger protein 160-like. Bases 539 to 2185 code for a protein of 548 amino acids. The transcript is spliced from 3 exons. The record is from RefSeq and is a predicted model, not a curated record. NCBI's taxonomy places the organism in Eukaryota, Metazoa, Chordata, Lepidosauria, Squamata, Lacertidae. Gene Ontology annotation, biological process: regulation of cytokine production; regulation of immune system process; negative regulation of transcription by RNA polymerase II.